Lucilia cuprina (Australian sheep blowfly) is the source of this 3068-nucleotide messenger RNA. Its product is annotated as probable E3 ubiquitin-protein ligase makorin-1. NCBI's taxonomy places the organism in Eukaryota, Metazoa, Arthropoda, Insecta, Diptera, Calliphoridae. The record is from RefSeq and is a predicted model, not a curated record. The transcript is spliced from 5 exons. Gene Ontology annotation, molecular function: ubiquitin protein ligase activity; metal ion binding. The coding region runs from base 460 to 1728 and encodes 422 amino acids. Gene Ontology annotation, biological process: protein polyubiquitination.
GCAGGGCUCUGCUUCACCUUAUAAAGUGCACCCUGCUUUGUGGUUAAAAUUUUCAUCAAAACGCAAUUGUUGUUCAUGAAAACGUAAUUAACGAAAAGCUUAAAUUUUUAUAGCAAAAAUUCAAUAAAUUUUUGUUAUACUGCUAAAAUAAAGUUUCCACACGUUGUGGAUGCAGUCGCGCAUCAACAGUUUUGAAAAAAACAAAAGCAAGGCCAAAGGAAUUUCAAAGGAGUUUUAAACAAGUAGCAAAACAAAAGACCUUAUAUCCGUUUCCUUUGUAUGAGCAAUAUUUUUUGUUGACUGCGCGAAUCCUUUUUGUAAGUGUUUGUGUGUGUGUGAGUUCAGUUUGUGAACAAAGACAACCAAGGACAUCUUUGUUUCUUAGCAAAAGAGGAGAAUAACAAGAAUAACAAACAAGAACAACAACCACCACCACUAAAAACACAACAACAUAAUACAAUGAGUACUGCAGCUUUAAGCACAGCUACGGCUGCUUUAUCAUUAGAGCCUUCAAGUUCAAGUGAAGCUGCUGCUGCUGUUGCUGCUUCUUCUCCAGUCACCACCACCUCAACGUUUUUAACAAAUCCGAAUACUGGCGAGACUGGAGAGUUAAAUGUCAAUGCCUCUACUUCAUCUUCAACAACUACUUCACACCUGCCUUUAAAUCCCGCCAUUUGUCGCUAUUUUCAACGCGGUAUUUGUCGUUUCGGGUCAAUGUGCCGUUUUUCACAUGACCUAACUGGUGGAGACAUCAUAAACAAUCCAACGACAACGACCGCCAUACCACCAGCAAUGACUCAUGAGCGUCCCAGUACUAGCCGUCACAAUUGGGCCAAUGCUCCCGUAUUUAUACCCAAAGCAGAUCAUUCUGGCGGCGAAAUCUUUCCAACAACAGACAACAUGGAACAACGUUCUUGGGCUGAUGUGGUCGGUGCUUCGGCUUCCCGCAUGGCGGGACCAAUUUUAACAAUGCAAGAAUCUGCUUCUAUCAAUGAAAUUUGCCCCUUCGAAGGCACUUGCCCCUAUGGCAUGUAUUGUGCCUAUGCCAUACACUUAGAAUUGUGUGAAAUGUGUGAUCAAUUUUGUCUACAUCCCACAGAUGAAAUGCAACGUAAAAAACAUAAAAAAGAAUGUCUACAACAGCAUGAACAGGCUAUGGAAUUGUCAUUUGCCAUUGCACGUUCUAAAGAUAAAACCUGUGGUAUUUGUUUCGAUACGAUUAUGGAAAAAGCUGGUCGAGAGAAACGUUUUGGCAUACUGCCAAAUUGUAAUCAUAUCUUUUGUUUAGAAUGUAUACGUAAAUGGCGUCAAGCUAAACAAUUUGAACAUAAAAUUACCAGAUCUUGUCCAGAAUGUCGGGUUGCUUCAGAUUUUGUUUGUCCUAGUGCCUUUUGGGUGGAAACAAAAGAGGAAAAGGAUAAACUUUUAGGUGAUUAUCGUAAAGCACUUGGUAUUAAAGACUGCAAGUACUUUAAAAAGGGUGAUGGCAAAUGUCCCUUUGGUAAUAAAUGUUUUUAUAAACAUGCUUUACCCAAUGGGGAGUUAGUUAAUGUUGGCUGUCCCAAAAAGGCUCGUAAAUUGCAUCGCAGUAAUAAUGAAAUUAUGAAUUUACUUGAUAUCUAUCUGUAUGAAUUUCUUGAUCAACGUGAACUCAAUUUCUAUGAUUAUAUUACAAGCACAAGUGAUGAAAGUGAUGAUGAUGAUGAUGAUGAGGAUGAUGUUGAAUAAAUCAUUUAAAAUUAAUUAAAUUUCCAAAAAGAAAAAAAAAAUCAAGGUUUUUAUGCAAAACUUACUUACACAUAACCACAAGUAAUAUAUAAAUAACUCUUACACUCAGCUAAACAUUUACAAACAGAAAAUUUAUAUUAAAAAUUUAAAGAAGAAAAAAACAAACUGAAAAACAUUAUUAUUACAUAUAUUCUCAAAACAAACAAACAAAAAAAGUAUUCAAAUGAAAAUAAUAACCAAAAAAUAACAGCUAAAGAUUAAGCCGAAAAAUCCUAAAAAAGAAACAAAAUCUGAAAAAAAUUCUCUUACUCCUGCCCCUCCUGUUUGCUUGUGAAAGUUAUCAUAACAAAACUAUAAACAUAUUAAAAGUUUUUAAUUACUAAAAAACUUAAACCUCAGUACACAGGAAAUAUUAUAUAUAAAAAAAACAAACUCCUUAAAAAUUUCUACAUGAAAUUUAAAUUUAUCUUGAAUUCUUGCUGCUGACCCUACUCCUCUCUAAUCACUCAUACUUUAAUCACUGUUGGAAGAAAACAAAAACCAAAUAUUCUUAAAACUUAAUAAACCAACUUAAUGCAACGAAAUUUUUAAAAGAAAUAUUAAAUUUAUAUAAAAAAACUUAGAGAAUUGUAACCAAGAAAAAAAACCUGCCCUCGUUCCCUGUUUAUCUUAUGAAUUUAUAAAAUGUUAAGUUUUUCCCUCUUUCUCUUUUUAACUCUCUCUCUCUCUCUCUCUCUUCUUAAAACUGAACUAUAAAGCUAGGUUUUCAAUUUUAUUAGUAAAUCAUUAAACAUUAUUGUUACUUUUUUUAAAUGUAUUUUUUUUUUUUGUUAAUUUUGUUUAUUGAAAUAUUUUAUGUUUUUAAAAGUUUCUUUUGUUAGUUUCUUUUGUUGAAAUUGAAAUAUUUGGCUUAAAGUAUAAAUAACGAAUAAGGCUUCUCCAAUCCAAUCAGUCGGAAAACAAAUUUGUUCUAUUCACAAUCAGUAUUGUAUUGUUGUAUCGUAGUAUGUCGUAACUAUUUUAUUAUUGAUUUGUUUCUGUUUCAAAAAAUAAUUAUGAGAAAAAAAUUGUAAGACAUGCAACGCUACAACGAUAGGACAUCGCUGGAUAGUGAGAUUGUGAAGCGCGAUGAGCUCUCAAAUAAGCUCUCUUUUUCUCUUUCUCUUUCUUUCUUGUGUACCAAUGUUUAAAACAACAAACACAACCAGUCAGAGAAGAAAUUUAUUCAAUUAACAAUCAGUGUUGUACUGUUGUAUAGUAUGCAUGUCGUAAUUAUUUUAUUAUUGAUUUGUUUCUGUUAAAAGAACAAAAAAAAAAUUAGGUGAAAAAAUUGUAUGACA